AGUCUGCUUACCAUAACGAUACUGUUUUGGGAUACAAAAUCUAGUUUAUCUGGCCAAUUUCUCAAGUCCGUUUGGUGUCAAUACAAGAAAACAGAGGCAAACAUGAGUGAUUCUCAAGAAAAUACAUAUUUUAAAGAUUGUUUUGCUGAAUUUAAUGAGUACAGGAAAGCUGGUCUAUAUUGUGAUUUUACGAUCAAAGUUGGUUCAGAAAAAUUUCGAGUGCAUAAGAUUAUUUUGUCUACUGCAACUGAUUAUUUCAAAUUAAUGUUUCGACAUGAGACUGUUGAGACUCUGUCAGGAGAAGUUGAUAUCCAAGGCUUCAGUGCGGAUACUAUUAAGAAAGUUAUCGAGUAUAUCUAUACUUCCAAAUUCCCCAUUAAUGAGACAUCUGAUGUCGCAUCAUACAUGCAGGCUUCACAUUUCUUACUACUACCAAAAUUAUGUGGUAUUGUCACUGAAUAUCUGGAACAGAAUUUGGGUCCCAAAUCUUACUUCAUCACCAUAAAUAUCUCGAAGUUGUACGAUCUGAAACAACUCGAAGCCAAAUGUGAUAAAAUUGCUUCCAACAACUUUGCAAAAAUUGCAGAACUGGAUGAAUUCAAGGAAAUAGAUGAAAAACAGUUGGUGGGAAUGAUCAAGGCCAAGGAAAACACGGCAUCUGAAGAGGAAAAAUGCUUAGCCUUGAUGAAUUGGACAAAAUUUGAUGAGAAGAAACGUUCAAAGCAGUUUGUCAAAUCUUUCAAGCAACUGGAUUUGACCAAAAUAUCACUCUCUUAUCGCAGAAAACUUCUGGAGCAAGAUAGUCUCAUUGCUGCAAAUACAGAAACUUUACGAAUUGCAGCAUUGUCAUUCAUUGAUGAUAAGACUGCUUCAUCGAGUUCUUCUGCAUCUAGUUCUUUGGCAUCAAGUUCUUCUGCAUCAGCUUUGGAAGAUGACGCAUUGGUCGUUUUUGACUGGACAUCUUCCCAUCUCCAACAGUUCAAUCCAAGGUCAAAUGAAUGGAAGCAAAUGCAGAAAAUGAAUGAAGACAUGAAGUCAAAGAUGUUCUCUGCUAUUGCAUUGAAUCAGCAUAUUUAUGUCUUAGUUGGCGACAACUCAUUCUAUCGACUUAAAUAUGUCGAUGUUAAUGCUACAUGGGAGGAAUUAAAGAGUUCGUUGAAAAAUCAUGGCGACUCCCCACCAAUGACUUUGGCUGAUGGUGAGAUCUGGAUUGUUGGUGGAUGUGGUGGAUCUGACACAACAACAGUGGAAAAGUAUAAUUCUCUGAGAAACCAGUGGACAAAGAUGAAGAGCAAGAUUGUUAAAUGUAAUGGUCCUGCAGUCAUCUGCAUGCAAGGAAGCAUUUAUAGUUUGGGAGGAUAUGAAGGAUCAAUGGGUUCAAACAACAAAGCGGAAUGCUUCAAUCUAUUUACGUCAACAUGGAGUUUCAUUUCACCAAUGCUGAAUGCAAGAUACAAAUCUGCUGCUGUUGAAUUCCAGAAUCGACUUUAUGUGCUCGGUGGAUGUAAUAGGGGGCAGGAUCUGAAAACUGUCGAAACAUACGAUCCAUCAUCCAAUUCCUGGACCAUGUUUGCACCGAUGAUAUCGGUUCGUAAUCUCUUCAAAAGCUUUGUUUUCAACGGGAACAUUUAUGCAGUUGGUGGAUGGCGUUCAAUGGAAACCAUGGAGAAAUACGAUUCUGAAAAACAAAACUGGGUGAUGGUUGACAUUCCUGAAGAUAUGGACCUCAAUAUAGGGGACUCAGUGAAAAUAAAAGCCAUAUGA
Molecule: messenger RNA, 1764 nt
Organism: Styela clava
Lineage: Eukaryota; Metazoa; Chordata; Ascidiacea; Stolidobranchia; Styelidae
Source: RefSeq, a predicted model, not a curated record